Molecule: messenger RNA, 321 nt
Organism: Entrophospora candida
Lineage: Eukaryota; Fungi; Glomeromycota; Glomeromycetes; Entrophosporales; Entrophosporaceae
Source: the annotation of a GenBank genome assembly
AUGAGUUUACUCAAUCUGGAAGAACAACUCGUAUUCUACGGACAGUAUCAUCGUAAUAAGAUUAAUGUCAUAAUUCACAUUGAUCACAACACACUUGCCUCAAUAGUUCAUAUUACUUCAUGGGUUCUUCAAUUUAUUGGACAUGGAUUUGCUGAGAAAAGAAGCCCUGCAUUAAAAGAUAAUAUAAUUCAAGCGGUUUUACUUGCACCGUUAUUUGUUUGGCUAGAAGUUCUUUUUGCAAUAGGAUAUCGUACAGUACUCCAAAAAAGAAUUAAAAUAGGUGUUGAAGCAGCGAUCAAAAGAUAUAAUGAGAAUAGAUGA